Messenger RNA from Striga hermonthica, 447 nucleotides. Lineage: Eukaryota; Viridiplantae; Streptophyta; Magnoliopsida; Lamiales; Orobanchaceae. The record is from the annotation of a GenBank genome assembly.
AUGUCACACAUAGACAACAUAGUUGAAUCCUUGAACAGCGCAUAUCAAGAGAUCAUAUUGGCAGCCGCCAGCACCUUAGAGGCAAAAGAAACUUCCGGCGGGCAGAAGACUCCGGCCACCGAUGCUGUCCUCGAAAACUUCAAGCAACGUUGGGAGCUGUUUCGAGUUGCGUGUGAUCAAGCCGAGGAAUUUGUCGAGUCCGUCAAGCAGAGAAUAGGGUCUGAGUGUCUUGUCGACGAGGCCACGGGCCCUAUCACUAAUAAGCUGGGCCAGCCCAGCUCGAGUGGUCUCCCGCCCAUUAGUGCCGUCCGUUUGGAGCAGAUGAGCAAAGCCGUUAGGUGUCUGGUGAUCGAAUUGCAGCAAGGGUCGGGAGCUGGAGACGGCUCGGGACAUCUCAGCUCGAAUGCCCCUUUUGAUGCUCGGUUUACUGAGGAUGCUGCUCAAUAG